Molecule: messenger RNA, 1375 nt
Organism: Ilyonectria robusta
Lineage: Eukaryota; Fungi; Ascomycota; Sordariomycetes; Hypocreales; Nectriaceae
Exons: 1
Coding region: 134-985 (283 amino acids)
Source: RefSeq, a predicted model, not a curated record
CAUCACUCCACGCGCCGGCCUCGUUUUUGCUCAUUGUUUCGCGCCGCAUCUUCGCUGUCUCGCCGCACCAUGCGGACUGUCAUUCCUUCCAUGUCCCUCUGAUCGCGUUGCGGUCACCGUCAUUCCUUCCAAGAUGCGGCAUCUCGGCCCGCUAGCUCCGGCGCUCCCGCUCCGGCCCCGUCUCCGUCUCCCGCUCCGGAUCUCGCUCUCUCUCCUCGUCCCGCUUCUCUUCUCCGUCUUGGCCCACACCGCUGCAGCCAAGUCCAAGACAGUCUGGGUCACGCCCCAUGCCAGCUUCUCGUCGUCCAUCGGCGUGCUGGGCUGCAAAAUCGACACCGAUCGCGUCGCCUACUGGCCCAUGGCCGUCGACUGCGACAACAUCUGCGUCGCCCUCACCUACGCCGACCGCACCGUCCACCUUCUGCGUAUCGACCAGUCCGAGGGCGCCUACGACGUCAGCUACGAUGCCUGGAACUAUCUCUACACUGGCUAUGCGGCCACCGACAAGCCCACUGCCGGCGGCGCCAUCGAGAUGACCUACGAGGCCGUCGACGCGUCCAAGUGCGACGACCUCAUCGACACCAAGGGCAAGAAGCUGCCUCUCAGCGCCGCCAACAGCAUGAACUACCUCGCCAGCUGCCUCGAUCAGAACGACACCUACGUCGGCGAAAACUACAUUCUUUACAACAUCCUCGACUCUCUUUGCACCAUGGGCUUCGACGAAACGUGCACCCUCGACUACCCAGCUCAGAACCAGGCCUCGUGUCCCCACACCCUUGGGCUCUCAGCCGUCUUGAACAACACGCCAGUGUACAACAUCAUGUAUCCCACCGGGGAAAAAGUCCUGGCGUCAACAGGCGAAGUUGUCAACGAUACCGCCGACGACACCAGCAAUGCUGACGAGGAGUCGCGUGCUCCUCUCACCCCAUCCGCCUUCAGCUUGAUGCUGUUGAUGCUGGUCUCGUGCUUCCUGUACGCCAGCUGAGCUCACGCCACAAACACAAUCAUUUCUAUCAAUGGGUUCAGGCAACAGAAUUAUCAACAAGCGCAGCCCAGGAUGGCACAAUGAGCACUUUUGGGGUGGAUGUUUGUUCAAGCCAUGGUUUUGCUGAUUACGGAGUUGAGGGGCUUUGGGGGUUCGAGGUUUGGUGCAGUCGUGAUACCCAGUUUUUCCCUUCUCAUGAACCUCACAAUUAGUUCUAUUCUGUACACUCCUUCACUAUGCUGCUCUCUCCGUCAGUAUUGGAAUUUCGGAGAGCUGGAAUCACUCUUUUACAGCUACGAGCAUGAGCACUUGACGACAGGGAUUUAUACCAAGUUAACACUUAAUUUCAAUAGUAUAUAUAGUACAAUGUUGAUAAUGUUUUACACGUCA